Molecule: messenger RNA, 20138 nt
Organism: Vanessa tameamea
Lineage: Eukaryota; Metazoa; Arthropoda; Insecta; Lepidoptera; Nymphalidae
Gene: Obsc
Product: Obscurin
Exons: 59
Coding region: 215-19573 (6452 amino acids)
Biological process (GO): homophilic cell-cell adhesion; protein phosphorylation; synapse organization
Cellular component (GO): axon; neuronal cell body; plasma membrane
Molecular function (GO): guanyl-nucleotide exchange factor activity; protein kinase activity; axon guidance receptor activity
Source: RefSeq, a predicted model, not a curated record
CGUCUCGCGCGGCGAAGGUGCAAACCGACGCGAACUGUAAAGCCCUGCGCUGAGACGACGCUCUCGCAGUCACUUCGAAAGCUCCGCAUCAGACGCACGCGCACCUUUUCCGCCGCGGAUACCUCGAUUAUAUAUUAAAACGAUUGUAUUUUUAAAACCUGCUUCGAUAAAGUUUGUAAACAAAUAAUAUUAUGAAAACGUAAUCGGCUUCGCGAUGUCUUUCUGUAGGAUAACCGGCCGCAGCCGAGGGCUGCCUAAGCCUAAUUACUUUCCGCUUCUCGCACCGAUCUCACCCGCUGAUGCCAAAAGAUGUUGCAGGAUCACAGGAAAAUCAUAUGGAUUACCUUCACAUCAUUACAUUCCAGUUUUGCUCACAGCAAACUCCGCUAAGACUAAAUGUAAAAUAACUAACGUAUCGGGAGAACUCGGUCCUCAUCAUUACUCGCCCGAAAUUAAUUAUGGAAACAGAAAACAUGAAAUUCUUCCGGAUUAUAGAUAUAUAUUUCCGAUUUUGGAUGGAUCAACUGAUGCUCAAAGAGCUUUGAUGGAAGUGCUUUUGACAAAACAAGUCGCUGAUGACAAAAGAUAUGUGUAUACCGUUCAAGAAAGAAGAUGUAGUUUAGUAUUUUCCGCUCGUAUGGAAGCAGCAGUGCGCGAUGGUGAUGUUCGAGACGUUAUGCUUGCUAAGGAUUCGGAUACUGUUCUUAUUAAAACAAAACAAGGUCGUAGUGUUUCUAUGGACUUUAAAGACUUCACGGAGGAAGUGGAUAUUUUUGAAGGAGAGGGACCAAACGCUGAAGUAUUAAAACAAAGAGAAGCUGAAGAAUUAGAAGAAAGAAAGAAGAAAAGGAAACGUGCUGCAGGGUUAUCGUCAAUGAAAAAAAUAUUUGAAAAUAAAGAGAAAUUGGCUGAAGUGCAAGAAUUAGAAGAAGAAAAAUUACGUCAAGAUCGUUUAGCAAAGAAAGCCAAAAUGGAAGAAGUUAAACAUGAAAAACAUGAUAUUAAAAGUUUUUCGUGUAAUAAUUUUGAUCUGAAUCAUAUGCGUUCAAAAUCGAGCAUUAUAAGGUGUAGUGGAGACUGGAAAGACCAAAUGCAUCCUCUUAUUGAAAAUUGGGACUGGGACUUAUUUGAAAAAGAAAUUAAGAACGAAUCUUUCACUCCAAAAGUAACCAGUUUACCAUCUCCUAUCAAAAUAACACCAUAUCAUUGUGAAACAGAAAUUUAUGAAGUGGAUCGAAAUAUUUGUGAUGUGUCCAUUACCCUUGAGAGUGUACCUUGUGUUAACCCUUUGAAACCUAUAAAAUCGCGUCCAUCUGAAGAAGUUUUGUCCGCUGUAACUACUUUACCUCAAGAACGCCUAGUGGAAACUUCAAAUGUGACUGAAAAGUUAUUGGAAUGUAAUAAAAUUGAUAUGUUACCGACGAUAGAAAAUUUACCAGAUAUCGUCAAAAACAUUAAAAAAGGGAAAAAAGAAAAAAUUGGUAAAAUAUCAGGUCUGACGUUAGAUAUAGAUAAAGCAAAGAAAUUUAUUCCUGGACAACAUGUAACUACUCCUCAAGGGACUCUUUUUAUACCAGGACAGACAGUAGAAACACCUGCUGGUCCUUUGUUUGUCCCUGGGUUAAGUGUAAAUACCCCUGCUGGACCAGGCCUAAUUCCUGGUCAUUUUAUAAAUAAUGAAACUACCAACGAACCGUUUUUCCUCGUAGGCCAAGUAUUACAAACUACGAAUGGAGAUGAAUUUGUUUGUGGGCAGACUGUUAAAAAUAAAGAUGAAACCUAUCGUUUUAUAGAAGGACAAACUGUAUUGUCAGAAGAAGGUGUCAAAUUUGUACCAGGAAAAUCUAUUAAUAAUGGAUUGGAAGAUGUGUUUGUUCCGGGUCAAGCCAUAAUGACACCCGAUGGUGUACAGUUUAUUCCCGGCCAAACGAUUGUAGAAAAAGGCAAUGUUAUUUUUACCCCAGGACAAAAUGCGAAAAUAAAUAAUGAGUGGCAGUUUAUUCCAGGACAAGUUGUACAUCAGGACGAUGAAUUACAUUUUAUUCCUGGGGCUACAUUAGCUACACCAAAUGGUCUCAAAUUUAUACCGGGACAAACGGUUACUACAAAUGGAGAAACAUUAUUUGUCCCAGGUAUAACGAAAAUGGGAGAAAAUGAUUUAGAAUUUAUUCCCGGAACUACAGUUGAUACUAUUGACGGUCCGAAAUUCGUUGAAGGACAAAUCGUCACAUCAGGACACAGUGAAAAAUUUUUACCUGGUAAAACAAUUGUGCAAUCAAAUGGACAUGUCGCGUUUUCAGUCGCGAAGUCGAUCGAAGAUAUAACAUUUACAGAAAGCACCCCAACAGGGUUGCCAAUAGACAUUAAAACCUGUUCUUUAUCCGAGGAAUCUUUGUAUGUAUUCGGUCAUAUGGUUCAAACAUCGAAUGGUAUAGAAUUUUAUCCUGGACCUAGAAUACCAAAGUUAGAUGGUAAAGUUGUUCCAGGGCGUCUCGUUAAAAAUGACGCAAAUCAAUCUCGUUUCGUCCCAGGAAUGAUGGUUGAAGGCAUAUUCGUGCCAGGACAAAUAGUAUUUACAGAAAAUGGCGAACAGUUUGUCCCUGGUCAAGUUGUGGAUACGGUCGAUGGUCCCAAAUUUGUUCCUGGUCAAGUAGUAAAUACUAAAAGUGGACCAAAAUUUGUUCCUGGCCAAACUAUUCAUACGAUAGAUGGUCCUAGGUUCGUGCCGGGGCAAAUUAUUGAUACAAAAGCUGGACCUACUUUUAUACCUGGUCAAGUAAUAUCUACUGAAGAUGAAGGGUCAAGAUUUGUCCCAGGUCAAGUCGUAGAUACUGAUGAAGGACCAAGAUUUGUUCCGGGUAGAGUUAUAGAAACAGAUGAUCAAGGAGUUACUUUUGUUCCUGGUCAAAUAGUGCAAACACCAGAAGGGCUUAAAUUUGUUGCUCCUGACUUAAUUGAAGGCGAGGAAGGUCUCGAAUUCUCAGUACAGAGUUUUGUUGUAACACCAGAAGAAUUAAAAUUAUUAAAAGUGAAAACUAACCCAAACGAUACUACGUCCACUAAAGGAGAGUUAACAAUUGAUACAAAAAUGCUAAGACAACUAUCUGAAGCAGGUAUGUCAAUUGGAAGACAAGUGCCUGCAGAUUUACCAGCAAUUAAUGUGAUUUUAAAUCAAACUAAAAAUGCAGAAACGUUAAAAGCUUUUGUUACUGACUUUGGUUUGAAAGAUGAAGUAGCAAAUCAGUUAAUGGAUGUUAUUAAAUCUAUUAUAGAAAUGAGCGUACAUUUGAAGUCUGAAAUUAAUGUUAAUCAUAAAGAAAACGGAUUAAUUGUCGAUGGAAAGAAAAGUAGAGCAAACAAAAAAAGAAUGGAUGAGAUAAAUCGUAUAGAAAAUGCUGAAGAUCAAAAACAGAAUACGCGUCAAGAGAAAGUGAAAAACUCCAUUGCAGCCGCCGUUCUUGCAGCUUUAGUUACAGCAGAGCAAUAUGAAGAAGUAAACAAUAACAAUGGAAAGGAAAAGUAUCAUCAUAUCUUAAAAUCGAUUGAUACAAUUUUGGGAAAAGCAAUUGAUGAGGACUUCGUAUCUGCUAUGUUCAAAAUUCUUCAAAGGGAAGAAGAUAAAGAGCUACUUAGCGAGGCAAUUGUAGAAAACUCUACAAUUCCCAAAAUGGAGUUAAUUAAAAUCGCCAUAAACAAUGCCUUAGAUAAAAAUUCCCUUACCCAAGAACAAAUGAUUGAUAAAUUUAGUGAGUUUUUAAGUCAAGAAAAUGAAGUUAUUGGCCCAGCAUUUAAAAAUAUUUCCAAAAAUGAUCCAAUAUUGCUUAAUAAAAUAAUUAAUAAUAUUUCUGAGUCAAUAUCGUUUGUCAAAACCGACCAUGUCGCUACCGAAGCUUUACAAAAAAUAAUAGUUGCAGCUAUACAAGAAAUUAGUAACAAAACAUUGGAAAAUGUGUUAGAUGGUUCCGAUAAAGAGUUGUUAAAGGAAACAAUUAUUCAAUCUGCUGGUCUCGCAAGAGUGCUAGGAUUAACUAAUGUUGCGAAAAAACUAUUGUCUGUAAUUGAUAACGAGCAAGGCUUAAGCAAAAUUGAAAGUGAUGAUGAAAGCAUGAAUAUUCUUAGAAGAUUGACUGUUAUGAGAAAACUGGCAGAACAGAAUCCAAGUUUGCAUUCAGCGAUACGCAAAUUAGAAACAGAUGCAGAGCUUGCUCGCACAGAUCCCAAACUCAGAGAUUUGGUACGAGAAAGCGCUGCACUUAUGAUUGUUCCAGAAGAACCACCAUUAUUAACAUCAGAAGACGUUCCAUUAAGCUUACUUCAACCUGAAAAUAGUCUUGCAAUGGAAGAUUUUCUGUUUCAACGAAAGAAACAUCCGGGUGCUUUGCUAAUAAUGAAAAAAGGUUUACAAGCAGUUGUUCCACGAGAGGCUAGUCGGGCUGUAUUAACUGGUCAAGUAGCUUACACAGUACUCGAUGAAAAUGGCAUUAGACAUUUUGAACCUUUACAUGUUUUCUCAGCUCUUAAUUUAAGUCAACCUACAGCUCAUAGAUUUAGUAUGUACAGUUGCCCUGUGCAAGACGAUAAUGAUGAAGACCUUCAAAGUUUUACUGGAUAUUGUAACAUAAGUCAAAAUCAAAGAAUUACAAAAUACGGUGGCUGGAAUAAAAAAUAUAAUGGCGUACUACUUGAUAGAGAAAACACUCGGUCUAGAAUGACAAGUCUCAAAAAUACACCAAGCUACGAAAGAUAUAAUUCUAGGUCAUUGACAAGAUCUAGAUCUACAUGUAGUAGGAGUCCAUCUAAGGUAGACGAUGUAGUCGUGGCAACAGCCGAUUACACAGCGGCGGGUGACGACGAGGUGUCUUUAAAAGCUGGAGAUAUCGUAGAGGUUCUCGACACGAAAGCUGCCCUUGGAUCAAAGAAUCCUCAAAUCGACUCCAGUCUGAACGUGGAAGCCGAACUCCUUGACGCAUCAGCGGCAAAACACAAAUUGGCAGUUCGACCGAAGAAAAAUCACCCAAAGAAACAGACGAAGAAAAGUCAAGUCGCCGAGAGGUGGCUGGUGCGUGUGGUGGAAGAUGUGCAAGGUGGAGAACUAUGCACGCGGCAGGGCUACGUGCCCGCGGACGUGCUCAAAGAGAAGGUGCCGGAAAGAGACCAGACGGCGCUGGCUGCAAGGAGACAGGCAGUGGUUCGUGAACUGAUCGAAACAGAGGAGGAGUUCGGGCGUGACAUGCAGCAGGUGGUCAGCCGCUACAUGCGUCCAAUGGACAAGGCUACCACACCCAAAAUAGUUUUCGACAACAGAGAGCUACUGUUCUCAAACUUCAAGCAGAUCUGCGAGUUUCACAAUACGUCAUUACUAGAAGGCAUCAAAUACUACGCUGGAGAACCACGGAUGCUCGGUCGAAGUUUACUCCGAAUGGAGCGAGAAUUCGACAAGCACGUCGCUUAUUGUCGCGACGAACCGCUUGCCCAACACUUGCUCAAGAACGAUCCAGUAGUCUCUAAAUAUUUUAAGGCUUUGGCAGACAAACUCGGAGACGACAAAGGUCUUACUGAGCACCUCAAACUACCCAUCCAAAGGAUCAACGACUACCAACUUCUUUUAAAGGAAUUGGUUAAAUAUUCAAAGCGCCUUGGCGACGAUUGCACCGAUCUCCAGAAAGCUUUAGAGUUAUUCCUCGGCGUCCCCAACCGCGCCACAAAUAACAUCUUCAUCGAUAGUAUCGAAGGAUAUCGCGGGAAUAUCUACAAGCUUGGUAGAUUGCUGACUCACGAUUGGUUCACAGUCGAUUACGACGGAGAACCCAGGAAUCAUUACGUCUUUCUUUUCAAAGCGAGAAUUUUGCUUUGCGAGGUCCAGAGAGUUGGAGAAGAUAGAUCAGUCUUUGUACUUAAACAUAUCGUUAAGCUUCCUGAGGUAGAAAUCAAAGAUCAUCCAGAAAGUACCAAGUUUGAACUUCACCAAAAAGAUCCUUAUCUUGUUUUUAACUUUAAAGCGCAUAAGGAAUCUGUAAAAACUGCUUGGCUGCGGGAAAUUAGACAAUACGCCAGUGAUCUUGUUGCAUUAGCAGAACACGCCGCUGAUGACUUACAAAUACUACCCCAGGAAAUAAUAGAACAACAACCAGAGGAGAGAAGAAAAAGGGAACUUGAAGACCGACAAGAAGAGAGGCAAGAGAAAAAAUCUCGAGUCGAAGAACUCGAAGUCACUGAACUUUCUUCUAAAGAAGAAUCACAACAAGUCAUUAAAACUAAACGAAAAGCGUCUUUCGAAGGUGAGCACACGAGCAAAAUCUCAAAAGCUGAAGCAACUGAGGUAUCUUCAAUUACUGAAGUUCAAGAAGUGCAUAGCAGCGUAAGCACAGUUGAAAGUCAAGUCACAGCAAGUUUAGAGUCUACAUCAUUUACAACACAAGUUAGUGAAGUAGAAUCGGUUACAUCUCAGUCUCAAAUUAGUCAGCAAACAAUUAUUCAAACAAAUGAAAACAUAAUAUCCCAAGAAGAAACCGCAGCGUUGUCAAUUGAAACCGCUCAAAAAGAAAUAUUACAAUCUGGGCAUGGUACAAGUGAAAUAAUCACAGAUAGUGUGGUAAAAACAGAAGUUAACACCAAAGCAGAAGGUAAAGUUUCUUCAAAGUCUUUAUCAGAACAAACAUCUAGCACAACUCUAGAUAGCUCUUCAAUCGAAACAAAAUCUAAAGGAGAGUUAUCAGUAGAAAGUAAGGUCGCUGAGGAGUCAGUAAAAGACUCAGAAUCUGUGUCUUACAGUCGUCAAGUAACUGAAACUAUUGCAUUAAGCGAAGUCCAAGAAGCUGUAAGUUCGGUUAAUCAAAACGAAUUAGGUGAAACUUCUCAAGAAAUACUCCAAACAACAUCUACAAAUGCGGAUGUGAAGUCAUCUGAAUCAUCUUGUACAGAUACAGUUCAAACUAUAAAAGAAGAAAACGUAGUUACAACAGAAUCUGAAUACGAGAAAACAAAGAGCUUAUCUGCCAAAAAAGAAUCAGUUGUUGAAGAAAAAGCUGAACAAAUAUUAAAUAUAAACACCAAGUCAUCACAAGAAACAUCUGAUAAAACUCAAGAAACUAUUUCUUACAGUCGCCAAACUUCCAAAGUUUCAGUCGAACAAUUACAAAGUACAGAGGAAAAAGAGGUAAACAGUAAAAGAAUAGAAGAUAGUGAGACCCAAUCAGCUUUUCAAUCAUCGCUUGAGUCUAAAGUUUCUUUAACAUCACAACAAAGUGUAAUAGAAGAAAAAAAACAGGAAAGUAAAAAACACGUUCAAUCUUCGAAAGAAGCAUCUGCAGUAACAUCAAACGAGUCUAAUAAUACAAAAACUAGCUCUGCUGAUAUAACUGACAAAAGUGUUGAGAAAACUAAAGCCGAAGUUCUAGAAAACGGAAAAACCACAGAGAGUCGUUCAAGUAUUAAAUCAAAGAAACUUGAAUCUAAACAAAUAACAGAAGUCGAUCAAACUGCAGAAGUAUCUCUGUCACAAAAAGUUGAAGAAACCAAUCAAACUGUAACAACAGGGGAAUUAGGUGAGAGAGUUUCUGCCGAGGAUCAAGCUGUAACUACAGAGGAAGCAGACGGAGAGAUGUCGAGAUACAGCCGCAGUUCGCGGCUAUCUGGAGAGUACUCCAGUAGCAGUCGCAAGCUAUCAACCGGUGGUCGUUAUGAGUCAUCUUCAUACGAUAGCACUGGUGCUUCUUCUUACCGUCGCGAGAGUGGCUCACGCAUUGAAAGUGCUAAGUACGAAGCUGGUAGUGUUUUAGAGGGUUCAGCUUCAUCAAGGUACGAGUCCAAGUACUCUACUUCUAGUAAGACCGAAGGUGGUUCCAAAUACGGAAUUGAGUCGAGCUACGAUACCAAGAAUGGCUCCAAGUUUGCUAUAGAAUCCGAAAGCAAGUUGGACAGUAUCGCGUCUAAGUACGGCCUCGGUUCCAAUAGUGAGACUCAAGUCGAAGGAAGGACCAACAAAUAUAGCGUCGAAUCCAGUUAUGAUGGAAAUUCUACUGAUACAACCAGCAAGAUUGAUAGUAUCGCCUCUAAAUAUGGUGUAGGUACCAAUUCAGAAUUGCAAAUCGAAGGUCGAUCCAGCAAGUACAGCAUUGAAGCCAGCUACGAUGGCAACUCUGUAGAUACGACCAGCAAGAUCGAUAGCAUUGCGUCUAAAUAUGGACGUAACUCGAUUACUGAUAGUGCCAAAAUUGAGGGUCGAUCCACUAAAUUAAAUAUUGAGACUAAUUACGAUGGAGAUAUCAAUGGAGAAUCGAAAAUCGAGUCGAGUUAUACAAAAAUAAAGAACGGCGAUACAGUAUCCCAGAAGAAAUACUCGAAAACAAACAUUUCUAAUGGUUCAGUUACGGAAGAACGUGCAUCGACAAAAUCGAUUUCAAAAUCGGAAUCAUCCGACGGCAAACCUAUAUUCGUGAAGACCAUCGAAGGCCAGAACAUCGAGCCUGGAGAAAACGCAAUCUUCGAAUGCGCGCUGCAGGAAGCAGAAGCUAAAGUGACGUGGCUGAAAGACAACAAGCCGUUCAGCGAUCGACUCAUGGAUCGAGUUGUGAUGGAGGAGAGGGAGGGCCGGUACCGCCUCGAAGUGCUGCACUGCAGGGAAGACGACUCGGGCGUGUAUACCGCUAGGGCGGAAAACGUAAAGGGCAACGCACAUUGCACCGCUCAGUUAGUGGUCCAUGAGUUGACUCCAGAGGAGAGAAAACAAAGGAAUGCUCUAAAUGCGCCUUACUUUGUAGUAGCGCUCAAGGAUACUGAAAUAAUGAUGAACACCUACCUUCGCUUUAUGGUCAAAGUCAAAGGCAACCCUAACCCUGAGGUGAAAUUCUACCGUGACGGUAAAGAAAUCGUGACGUCUUCGACUGAAGAACGAGUGAACAUCGUACGUACGCGCGCCGAGCGCGGCUGCUACGAGCUGGUGAUCGCCGACGUGCUCGCCCAAGACGCUGGCCGUUACUCAUGCCGAGCCAUCAAUGAAUAUGGCGAGGUCACCUCCGAGGCUCUCGUUACUGUUGUCGACGAUAAGAAUAUAUUCGGUGAACUGCCUCCGGGCGGAGAAGGCCUGCUGGCGAAGGGAGAGAAGGCCAGCUUCACUUGGAAAAAGGAUGGGGUGGAUUUCGACCCUGAGGAGAGGUUCAAGGUGCUGCUUGAAGACGAUGAGGACUCGUUGGCACUGGUGUUCCAGCAUGUUAAGCCGGAGGAUGCCGGCCUUUACACGUGUGUGGCCAAAACUAGCACUGGAAACAUAUCCUGCUCUGCCGAGCUCACUGUACAAGGAGCUGUGAACUUCUUACACCGUGAACCCACAAAGCCGCAACUAGUGAUUGAACAUCGUGAGGCCAUCGUUUCUAGUGGAGGUUCAGCAAUGCUAGAACUUGUUUGCAAGGGCUACCCCAAACCUACCGUCGUCUUCAAACACGAUGGCAAGGUGGUGGAAGCAGACACUAGACAUAAAUUCCUCCACGAAGACGACGAAAGCAUGUCGCUGGUUAUAAAGAACGUAACGUCAGCGGACGCUGGCGAGUAUCAUGUAACCGCAUCUAACGAUCUUGGCGAGGAUACUACCAUUAUGAACCUCAUUGUCAAAGCUCCGCCGAAAAUCAAGAAGAAGAUAGAGAACCAGACCUGCAUGGCCGGAUCCACUCAUGAAGUAAUUAUCGAAGUAGAAGGCUCUCCGUCACCAGAUGUCAGCUUCUACAAGGAUGGCGUGGAGAUCAAAUCCUCUGAGAGGAUCACCAUCGUAAAAGAAUCUGAGGAGAUCUAUAAAAUCAUUAUUAAGGACACCAAGUUAACCGAUACUGGAUCUUAUUCUGUGGUUGCUAAGAAUGAGGUGAACCAGUGCUCAGACUUCUGGCAGUGGCAUGUGACGUCACCACCCAAGAUACUGCAGAUGCUCGGCGGGGAGCGGUCGUGUGGGGAGACCGACAGCGUCACAUUCGAGGUGCACGCAGAGGGUGACCCCGCACCCACCGUUACUUGGUACAAAAACAAGACCGAGCUAAAGGAGUCCUCGGCAAUCAAGAUCACAUCAUCCGGCGAAGCUCACAAGUUGGUUAUUACUUCGGCUGCGCGCGCAGAUUCAGGGGAAUACUCAUGCGAGAUCCGCAACGUGCACGGCAGUGCGAGCGACUCGUGCGUGCUGAACGUGCGACGCGCGCCCAGCUUCACUCAGCGCCUGCGCGACACCACCGCCGCAGAAGGCGAUGUCAACGUUGAAUUCACCGUAGACGUCGACGCGUACCCUCAACCCAACGUCAAAUGGUACUUAGGUGAUGUGGAGAUUACGGAAAAGAAGUCUGUGUACACGCGUUUGGACAACGGCAGCACGCACAAGCUGAUCCUCAAAGAGGUCACAGCUGAAUUGUCCGGGCAGUACACCUGCAAAGUUUCCAACGAAUUGGGAGAGGACUCCUGUCAGGCUACUUUCACUGUCAAUAGAAAGCCCCGCAUUACAAAGAGCUUGGUAGACAUGACUGUGGACGUUGGACAGACACUGAAGUUAGAAGUCGAAGUGGAAGGCUGCCCCGAGCCCAAGAUCAAGUGGUACAAGGAUGGAAAGGAGGUGACUACAGAUGCCAGGAUUAAGAUUGAGAGGGAUACCCAAAGGCUAGAGAAUUACUUCCUUACGGUAACGCUGGUCAAGGAAGAAGACGGUGGCGAAUACGAGGUGCGUGCAGACAACGAGAUGGGCAGCGUGGCCUGCAAGAGCACUGUUACCGUGCACACUAAAGAAGUUCAUUCGAGAUUCAAAAAAGAAAGCUUAAUUGAAAAUGAAAUAGAGGACGACAGCAAUGUAAAGAAACAGCAAAUAGACGAUAUAGAAGAUACAAAGAAAACGGCUAAAAAGGAAAAAACAAAACCUGAAAAAGUGGAAGAGAAAUCUUUGGUCGAUGAAAUCGAUGCUAUAGCCAAAACUGUGACAAUUGAACAGGUUGAACAAUCCCCGCCAGAUAAACCAGAGAAGUCUCUUACUCAACCUGAAGAAAUAGAAGAAAAGUCAUUCUGGGAUGAUGUAAACGACGACGGACAAACUAAAUCUGUCAAAAUAGAUGAUAUUAAAUCAACACCAAAAAAAGCUAAAGAACAGAUAACAGAACAAAUAGAGGAAAAGUCAUUCUGGGAUGAUGCAAGCGACGAUGGAAAAAUCAAAUCUGUAAAAAUAGAUGAGAUUGAGACGAAAUCAAAAAAAGCAAAUAAAUCCGUAACAGAGCCAGAAACUGCCGAGAUCAAAGUUUGGGAUGAAAACCAUAACGAGCAACUUAAAAAACCCGUUGUUGAAGAGGUUCAAGCUGAAACACAAAAGGGUAACAAAGGUACCACUAAGCCGGAAGUAAUUGAAGAAGUACUAAUCGCCGAUGAGUUGAAAUCCGCGAAACGCAAGUCCAUUAAAAAACAAUCCCUUAUUGAAGAGCCUUUGAGUGGUGAAAGUGAAGGCCGAGUUUUUGAAACAGUAACAACGUUCAAGUCGGGCGAUGAUGGUUCAAUUAUUGUGUCUAAAGUGAGCAGCUCUCGAUCUCAGGGCGCCAUUAUCACAGGUCCAGCCGAAACGCGCACUAUACACAAAAUGACUUCGAGUGCUGUGUAUUAUGAUGAGGAUGAUGAAUGUGAUAGAAAAAUUAUCAAACCUAACACGCCACAUACAACUUCUUUAGAAGUUGAAGAAAUUGCUAGUCACAGUUACUAUCUGUCUGAAAUAGGACAUUAUACAAUACCAGAGCAUAUUAGAAGAGGUACGUAUGGUAUUAUCGAGGAACCACAGACUGAUUCCGAUGUAGAAACUAACUCUAGGCAUAGUAGACCAUUAGGCAACAGAACAGUAUCUAUUAUGUCGAUGUCCGAGGAUGAAAUGAGCUGGCACAACGACUCACUCUCACGCGAAAUUUCUAUAGAAGAUCUCUCAAAGUCUAUCUUUGAUAUAGACGAGACUAGAAAAGUUUUUAGCAAAGACUCGUAUGUGCGGCAAUCUUCUUUCAAAGAAGAUUACUUAACACAUAAAGGUGACGAGGAAACCGUAAUAUUGAAAGAGAAAAGCCAUAAAAUAUUUGAAAACGAUAUCACAGAGAAACUCAUUCACAUUUCGAAAGAAUUUGACGAAAACGAAUUCAAACAAGUCGAAAACAAAAUAAACGAUGUUAAAAAUCGCAUUAUAGAAGAACUAGUUUUAAGUCCUAGUAAAUAUAUUGAUAAUAUAACAAAAAAUGAGGCGGAAACAACUGUAGAGAGAAGGAAAAACACUAGCGCUGGUUUAUUUAGUGUCGAAGAGGAAGCCGAUGGUGACAUUGAAGAGCUUUUAAGACGCAGCCAGAGACAAAGGAGCAUUUUAGACGAUAUAAUUAACAAGGAAGAUGAAAAAGCACCCCCCAAACUUAAAGAGAGCAGCAUGAAGGAUGGACACACUUACGAAUCUCUGCCCAUGGUGUACACGGUCGAAGCCUCUGGUACCCCGAAGCCAACUAUCCGCUGGCUUCACGAUGGUCAGGAAGUGAAACCUAAUGAUAGAGUCCACAUUACAAAUAUUGGUGAUCUCUAUAAACUGGAGAUCGACACUGUGGAUUUGAAAGAUGCAGGCAAUUGGCAGUGCGAAGUUAUUAAUGAUCUUGGCAAGCAGACACUACAGGCUGAGCUAACAGUUUCGCCCGUGGCGGACCUACGCAAGCCCAUCUUCACCGCUCCCUUGGAGGCACAACGCGUGAUGCAGCGAGAACCCGUGACGCUGAAGGCAGUGUGCACGGCGGAUCCACUACCGCACGUGGCCUGGCUGCUUAACGGCAAGGAACUGACUCCGGAUGCGACCCUCGUUGUCAAUGAAGAAAGUAAGGAGCUUGACCAUGGCAUAAAGGAGUGCACCUUCACACUGCACAUACCAACCGGUCGCCACACAGAUACGGGUAUAUACACCGUACAAGCUAAAAAUAAGUACGGCCUAAGCGAGAGUUCCGCACGCCUGGAUAUUCUUUUACGACCUGAAGUUGAACCUUUGAAGGAUAUCACCAUUGUGCCCUUCGAGGAGAUUACUUUUAUCACCAAAAUUCGGGCGAAUCCCGUCGCUGAGGUCAAGUGGAGUAAAGAUGGCUAUGUCAUUCAGCCUUCAACACGCCACGAAAUCAUUGAAGACCGUGAGGCAGAAACUUUCAAACUGGUAAUAAAGAACGUUGGACUGGAGGACGCCGGUCAAUACACCGUCACCGCCACUAACGAAAUCGGAGAAACCACCCAGCAGGCUAAACUUAAUGUGCAUACUGACAAGCCAGCAUUCGUGCGUCCAAUCCAGAAGCAGAUCGUAAAGGAUUACGAUGACUGUACGCUCAGAGUGCGGUGCGAUGGCGUACCCAAACCCCAGGUGAAAUGGUUCCUCAAUGGCAAGGAGGUGGUCAACGACGACCGACACACCAUCACUACUGAGGUGGGCGGACAGGUGGACAGCGAACUGGAAAUAAAGCACUUUGGAGCUAGUGAUGCUGGCAAGUACACUGUCCGUGCAAUGAGUGUCUCUGGCGAGGCGGAGUGUGAGGCGAUGAUCUCCCUCGCUCAGAUCCCACCGGGCUUCUCGCACAAGCUGGACCGGCAAAAGGAUGUGGACGAAGGGGAGCCUUUGGAACUGAAGGCCAAAGUCGAUGGUAGUCCCAUACCUACCGCGAAAUGGUUAAAAGAUGGCGUAGAGCUUUCGCCGGACGAUUCACAUGUGAAGCAAACAGUACUGCCCGACGGCACUGUCAAGCUAACCAUCGAACACGUUACCCCUGCGGACUGCGGCGCCUACAAGCUGGUCAUCAACAACCCCAGUGGAGAACAUAUGGCCAUUUGCGCUGUGGCCGUUAACCCAACACCCCGUAAACCUUCAUUCAGUCAAGAGUUGGAGGAUGUUAAAGUGGUCGUAGGUCAACCCGUGCAGCUUGAGGCCAGAGUCAUGGCAUUCCCCGCACCUGAGGUCAAGUGGUUCAAGGAUGGUGUCCCUGUUCGGCCGAGCCAGGCUGUUAACUUCAUCAAUCAGCCAGGUGGCGUGGUGGGACUCAGCAUCGACAGCUGCCGUCCCGAAGAUGCCGGUGUAUACUCACUCGUCGUCACUAACAGACUGGGCGAGGUCGCUUCCAAGGCUAAAGUCGAGGUGGGUCAAAAAGAACGUAAGCCAGCAUUCAUUGCAGAGCUGCAGCCUGCUAAAGUCAUAGAAGGUUUUCCUGUAAAGCUUGAAGUCAAGGUGAUCGGACAUCCACCGCCUACUAUCAAAUGGACACACAACGGCAAGGAGGUGGUCCCGGACGGGCAGCGCGUGCGCGUGAUAAGUCAGCCGGACGGCUCGCACGCGCUGCUGCUGAGCGAGGCCAGCGCGCCCGACGCGGGCCGCUACGGCGUGCUCGCUAUCAACGAGAAGGGCCAGAGCGCCUGCGAGGCCGAACUCAGUGUAGCCGGUCACGAGGAUGCAUCUGUACCGCAAGAGCGUCCUCAGUUUAUCCAUGGUCUACGUGAGGUGACUGGUGAGGAGGGCAAGCCGUUGAACAUCAGCGCACCGUUCACUGGAAAUCCAGUGCCCCAAGUCACUUGGACCAAGGAUGGAGAGCCGCUUAAGCCUAAUGAAAGGAUCUUUCUCACUUGUGAUGGAAAGAAGGUUGGCAUGGAAAUCAAUUCUCUGGAACUACCUGACGCUGGUGUAUACUCCGUGAAAUUAGUUAAUCCUUUGGGAGAAGACACUACCGAAGGCAAAAUCAACGUUCGCAAGGUGUUCCAACCGCCGCGCUUCACUCAGAAGUUUACAGACUUGCAACAACUUCCAACAUUCGACGCCAAGUUCCCAGCGCGUGUUAUUGGACUCCCAGCACCCGACAUCACAUGGUACAAGAAUGGCACACCCCUCAAGGCCUCCGACAAGUACUCUAUCAAGCGUGACGGCGACGCGUGCUGCCUGUACGUGCGGGACAUCACGCAGGACGACGCGGGACAGUACAAGUGUGUAGCGAAGAACAAGGAAGGAGAGGACAGCUGUGAAGCGGUGCUGGAAGUUGUGGAUAAGAUCGGACGUAAACAGAAGGUGGAGCCGCCGUCGUUCCUGAAGAAGAUUGGCGAUGCGGAAGUGAUCCGCGGUCUCAGUGCCAAGUUCACGGCCUGCGCCACGGGAACCCCCGAACCGGAAGUUGAGUGGUUCCGCAACGACGACAAGCUGUUCCCCAGCGAACGCAUACGUAUAGAGCAGGAGACCACUGGCCUUCUGCGGCUGACCAUCGGUGGCGUGGGGCCCGAAGACGUAGCCACUUACCGCUGUAGGAUCUACAACCCACACGGAGAGGAGUCGUGUACCGCGCAGCUUAUAUACGACACUUUGGAGCCUCAAAGUGGAAAGAAGCCUAUGUCAGAACAAUACAGUGAUUUUGAUAAAAUGAAGAAAACUGGCGUGCCAAUGCCCCUCACGGAUAAGCCGAUCAUCUCACGUAUGGCUGACCGUCAUCUUACUUUGUCCUGGAAGCCAUCUAUUCCGCAUCAACCGAGAUUCCCCGUUACCUACCAAGUCGAGAUGUGCGAAGUCCCGGACGGCGACUGGUUCACAGCGCGCACAGGGCUGCGGUCGUGCGUGUGUGACAUACGCAACCUGGAGCCCUUCCGCGACUACAAGUUCCGCGUGCGUGUCGAAAACAAGUAUGGCGUUAGCGACCCCUCGCCCUACGCCAACACCCAUCGCGCCAAGCUCGAGCCUGACCCACCCAAAUUCGUGCCCUACCUCGAACCCGGGAUCGACUUCAGGCCAGAGACAUCGCCCUACUUCCCCCGGGACUUUGACAUCGAGCGACCUCCUCACGACGGCUACGCUCAGGCCCCUAAGUUCCUUCGUCAAGAAUACGACUCGCAGUACGGCGUGAAGGGACACAAUGUCAACUUGUUCUGGUUCGUCUACGGCUACCCGAAACCCAAGAUGACGUACUACUUCAAUGACGAACCGAUUGAGAUUGGCGGUCGAUACGAUUGGAGUUACACAAGGAACGGCCAGGCUACACUGUUUAUCAAUAAGAUGCUGGAGCGUGACGUGGGCUGGUAUGAAGCAGUGGCCAGCAACGAGCACGGACAGGCGCGCCAGCGAGUGCGUCUGCAGCUGGCGGAGUAUCCCACGUUCCUGAAGCGUCCCGAGGAGUGCGUGGUGCUGCAGCGGCGCCUGGCGCGCAUUGAGGCGCGCGUGGCCGGUGUUCCCUUCCCCGACAUCAAGUGGUACAAGGACUGGCAGCCGCUGGCGCAGAGCUCUAGAAUCAAGAUGCACUUCAUCGAACCGGACACAGUGGUGCUGACUAUCAGCGACGUGAUGCUGAAGGAUGAGGGUCUAUACUCUGUGUCUGCACGUAAUGUGGCGGGCGCUGUCAGCGCCUCCGCCAUGCUGUACGUUGAGGAGAGCGAGCACGAAUACUCCGCCAGGACUCGAGAAUAUCCACCCCGCAUUAAGGCGAGCUCGAAACCCUUCGGUGACUACUACGACCUGGGCGACGAGCUCGGCCGAGGCGUGCAGGGCGUCGUCUACCACGCCGCGGAGCGCACGAGCGGUCGCAACUACGCCGCUAAGAUAAUGCACGGUCACUCGGAUCUGAAGCCGUUCAUGAAGAACGAGCUGGACAUAAUGAACAUACUGAACGACCGCCACCUCGUGCGGCUGUACGACGCCUACGAGCACGACCACACGCUGGCGCUCGUGUCGGAGCUGGCGGCGGGCGGGGAGCUCGUCCGAGACCGCUUGCUUCGUAGUCAAGGAUACACGGAACGUGAGGUAGCGGGCUACGUGCGACAGCUUCUGAGAGGACUCAAGCACAUGCACGACAACAGUGUCGCCCAUCUCGGUCUUACUAUCGGUGAGCUGCUCCUCUCACACGCAGGGAGCGAUCUCCUGAAGAUUUGCGACUUCGGCCUGUCCCGCCGCAUACAGAUGAACAAGUACGCGUCCCUGGACUAUGGCAUGCCCGAAUUCGUGUCGCCCGAAGUCGCUAACGGUGAAGGUGUGUCCUUCGCGUCCGACUUGUGGAGUGUGGGCAUCAUCACCUACAUCCUGCUCAGCGGACACUCACCCUUCCGCGGUGCGAAUGACCGCGAGACGCUGACCAACGUGCGCGCCGGCUCGUGGUCGUGGCACGACGAAGACUGGUGGUCUCGCUUCAGCGCUGAGAGCCGGGACUUCAUCUCGCGCCUGCUGCAGGUGCGCUGGCACGACCGACUCGACGUCGACGCGGCGCUGGCGCACCCCUGGCUGCUGCGGGCAGACAAGAUCUACGAGAACGAGUACAUCAUCACUACGGACAGGCUCAGGAACUACUAUAACCUCUACAGAGACUGGACGAGUAAUGCGCAGUGCCGCACAUGGUUCCGUCGUCGUCCGCUGAGUGGUGCCUUUGACCAUCCCUCCAAAAUGGUCUACCCACCUGGUGAAAUUUACACUCCCGAAGGAACCCCAGACCGUGACCGCGCAUCCCACGAAAGGAAACCUGGAGAUUGGGAUAUCAAAUUCAAGCAAUGGGAGCAUCCCGACUGGGAGGUAUCUGCUAAGUCGGAGAGCCAUUACCAAAACGGCCCAGACACAUAUUUGUUGCAACUGAGAGACACUCAGUUCCCGGUUCGGCUUCGCGAGUACAUGAAAGUGGCCUGCCAUCGCUCACCAGGAUACAGCCUCAGCAUACAAGACGCAUAUGACCCUCGAACUCCGAUUAUCCGCGAACGAAGACGUUUCACCGAUAUUAUGGACGAGGAAAUCGACGAUGAAAGACGCGAGAGGAUCAACAACUACGGCUCCGAGAGCUACACUAUCCGACGACUCCGACACGAACUCGGUACGAGACUCGACAGCUACGCAGAGGCGCAGGCAUUCAUGGAAUCCAAGAAGGAUGGCCAACUGCCAUUCUUCAGAGAGAAGCCACAAGUGCUCCCGGUGCAGGAGGGCGAACAGACGCAACUCUCUUGCUACGCCGUUGGCGAUCCCAAACCAGUCAUCCAAUGGUUCAAAAACGACAUGGUCAUAGCGGAAGGACAGCGCAUCAAGAUUAUCGAAGAUGAGGAAGGAAGAUCUACCCUCAGGUUCGACCCCGCUAUGCACCAUGAUAUAGGUUUCUAUAAGGUCGUAGCUAGGAAUAAGGUCGGACAAACGGUCGCACGAACAAGAAUCGUAGAGGCCACCAAUCCAGACGCACCAGACAGUCCAACAGCUACAGAAAUAUCAGAUAAGGAAGUACUCCUGCGCUGGAAGCAACCAAAAUAUGACGGCAACUCGCCCGUAGUUUGCUACAGCCUCCAGUACAAGAAAGGUGACAGUGUAGAAUGGAAUACAGUGGCCGAAAACAUCGACCAUGAGUUCUUUGUCGUUAGAGAUCUCGAGCCAGAUACAAGUUACCAGUUCAGAUUGUCUUCUCGCAACAGAAUUGGAUGGAGCGACAAAGGAAUACCAACGAGUCUAAUCAAGACGAAGGAGGCCGGAGCUCCGAAAAUUGAAGUCACGAAAGCGAUGCGGCAUCUACAGCAAAUAACAGAGUCAGGGCAGGAGAUCGUAUUACACGAAGACAGACCGAAAUUAGAUUAUGCGACGGAAGAUAAUCCAAUCGACUGGGACGCGACACAGAACUUUUCAGAACGUUACAGUUUUAUAUCAGAACUUUGGCGAGGAAAGUUCUCGAUUGUCGUGAAAGGCGUUGAUAAAACGACCGACAGCGUGGUUGUGGCGAAGAUCCUGGAGGUCAGACCGGAGACAGAGAUCCAAGUGCAGAGGGAGUUCAAUUGCCUAAGAAAACUAAGGCACGAAAGAAUAUCGAAUUUAUUAGGAGCUUACCAGAUACCUGGCUCUCCUGUUGCGGCCCUGAUUCUAGAAAAACUGCAGGGCGCAGAUGUUUUAACUUAUCUCUCGAGCCGCCACGACUACUCUGAGCAGAUGGUAGCUACGAUAAUAACACAAGCGCUGGAUGGUCUGCAGUACCUCCACUGGCGAGGUUACUGCCAUCUGGACUUGCAGCCUGAUAACGUGGUAAUGGCUUCGGUCCGGUCCAUUCAAGUUAAACUGAUAGAUUUCGGUUCAGCUCACAGAGUCACCAAGCUGGGAACCAGUGUACCACAAGUCGGUGAACUGGAAUACAAAGCGCCGGAAAUUAUAAACGACGAGGCGGCGUACCCGCAAACCGACAUCUGGUCACUGGGCGUGCUGGCCUACAUUCUGUUAUCCGGAGUAUCUCCCUUCCGCGGAACCGACGACGCGGAGACCAAGCAAAACAUCUCUUUUGUUCGGUAUCGCUUCGAACACCUAUAUAAAGAGAUUACGCAGGAGGCGACCCGCUUCCUGAUGUUGGUGUUCAAGAAGGUCCCACUGAAGCGGCCGACGGCGGAGGAGUGCCAUGAGCACCGCUGGCUCGCACAUUCAGACUUCACGCAACGCAAGCGAGAGAGAGCCGUCUUCCUCUCCAACAGACUAAAGGAAUUCUCUGACGAAUACCACGAACGCAAAUCCCGAGAAGCAUCACAAGCAGAUACGCUAGCCUCAUUCGGGUCACCGCGCAUCCUCACCAGGUCCAACAGCAUCACCGACGAGUUGCUCACCACCUCCUCCAGCCGCUGACCACUGAUCAUUCUCAUGCGGGGCUUAGGACCAAUUAAUUAAUAUACGGUUAAAUUACUUAUCCAAUACUCUGUUAAAUAGUUCCCGGGUUAACUAUCAUUUAAAUAUUAUCGUUGUUUAGAUGUAAAAUACAAACUUCUUUUUUUAUAGCUAUAUUUAAUUAUAUAUUUUUUUAGGCAUAAGCAUAAAAUUCUAUUAAAAUUUUCAUAAAUUAUAUAAAAUUAUUUCUUUGUUGUAAAUAGAUGAUUCAUUUUGUUGACUAAUAUAGCAAAUGACUAAACUUAAUAAAAAUUGACAAAUUUAAGAUCAUAUUUCCUAUCUACAAUAAUAAUAAUUUACACCACAUUCAAAUAUUUAAAACACUAUGACUGCUUUUAAAAAUACUUUAAUCUAUCAAUCGCCGUUUAGCCGCCGUCACACUAAAUUGUUCUAGUCAAUUAAUAGAUAAUAUAUUUCGAAUCUUGUUAUUGUUAAGGGUAUUUUUAAAAACUUUUAUUACUUAUUUAUUUAUAACGAUUGAUUUUGCUUCAGUAUUAUUGAGGUGAAUAAAGUAAAUUUUCUCAAA